Molecule: messenger RNA, 3038 nt
Organism: Triplophysa rosa
Lineage: Eukaryota; Metazoa; Chordata; Actinopteri; Cypriniformes; Nemacheilidae
Gene: coro2ab
Product: coronin 2Ab
Exons: 11
Coding region: 1-1650 (549 amino acids)
Biological process (GO): actin filament organization
Molecular function (GO): actin filament binding
Source: RefSeq, a predicted model, not a curated record
AUGAAUAUACAAUCACACACACACAUUUGUUUUAAACAUCAUAACAAAUUCAUGAACGCAGACACUAAUCAGUCACGCUUUCCGAUAUCUGAGCAACCUCCCACACACACACACACACACACUUCUGACUCACCCUCAUACGCACACUCGCAGUCUGUGGUCUUUGGUUGUGUUGUGGCUGCUGGGACCAGUUUGAAAAGACGAGUUAUUCUGAUUCUCAUGGCUGUAAAGAUGUCACAGCGAUACACCUGCACAAGGUUUCGUCACAUGAUUGGAAAGGCUGCGGUUAAGGGGCGGUGCUACCAUGGCCUGUCAAUCACACGCAGUGUGCAAAACAACCACUUCUGUGCUGUCAAUCCACGCUUCAUCGCCAUAGUGACAGAGUGUAUGGGGGGUGGGGCCUUCAUUGUCAUUUCUGUCCAUCAGACGGGGCGCGUGAGUCCUCUUCGUGCGCGCGUGUGCGGUCACAGCGCUCGUGUUCUGGACGUGAAGUGGGACCCUUUUAACGACCGCCGCAUCGCCUCCUGUUCUGAGGACUGUACGGUAAAGGUGUGGGAGAUUCCUCAGAAUGGGCUGAAGGAUCACAUGACACAACCGUGUAAAGAUCUGCUAGCUCACGGGUGCAGGGUGGCGCUCAUCGAGUGGCACCCGACCGCCAGAGACCUGCUGCUCAGCUCCGCCUACGAUUGCAAAGUGUUUGUGUGGUGUUUAGACACAGAUGUUAGUGUGAUACAGACACCGGUGUGUGUAAUAAACACACAUCAGCAGCUCGUUCUCUCUUUGACGUUUAAUCGGGAUGGAAGUUUAAUAGCCACAACCUGCAAAGACAAAAAAAUCAGAAUCAUCGAACCACGAACUGGACGUGUGCUGCAGGAGUCCAGCAGCACGUCUCACAGAGCCUGUAAGAUUUUAUUCCUGUGGAAUGUGAACAUGUUACUGACCACUGGAAAAUCCUGCUGGAAUCACAGACAGUUUGCACUCUGGAACCUGGUAACACACAUAAACACACACACACACGUGACUCUUCAGGCGACUCAGGUACGAGGAUUUAAAGGAACACAACUUGCAGCGAAACGGUUUCUGAUGUCCGUGGUCGACGUUUGUGGUGUGUGUGUGUGUGUGUGUGUGUGUGUGUGUGUGUGUGUGUGUUGUGUAGGUGUUAUGCCUAAGCGUGGUCUGGACGUCAGCGCCUGUGAGGUGUUCAGGUUUUACCGGCUGGUGGCAGUCAGAGAUCUGCUGGAGCCGUUGAGCUUCUGUGUGCCACGCAAGCAGUCUGGGGUUUUUCAUGAGGAUAUUUACUCGCUGACAGCAGCCAAUCAGCCGGCUCUGACUGCACACCAGUGGCUCAUGGGACAGAAUCAAGAUCCUGUGCUGAUGUCGCUGAGACCCGGAGGUAAAGAUCUUCGGCCAUGUCACAUCACAUCACAUGAUGAACUGCUGCGCUGUCAGGACACACGACACCUUCAUGACAUCAUCAUAGACACGCGCGAGUGGACUGAAGACGACACUCACAGCCACGACUGGAUCUCCGCACACACGCUCACAGACGCUCGCUGGACUAAAUGCAGCGGAUGUGAGACGGAACCUCAUGAAUCUUCUGUGUGUUCCAGCUCAGAGGUCAUAGGUCACGACAGGCGAACCCUGAUGUGAGAGUCACCUCUAACAGAAAAAUCACCCAAUACAACCGCUGGAGCUCAGCGUCACAUACAGACACAUGACAGCCCAGAGAACACCAGAACAUUUACAUGCCAGACUGAGAACACGUGACAACAUGCUUUCACACGCUUGAUUUCACAGAAUAAACCCAUGGACACACAUCACCAUCCCGCUCAUCACACGCUUACAUCAUCAGUAAAUGAUUAUUUUCAUAUCAAAUCUUGUAUGAACCCAUGCCGAGGAAAAUGUGUUUUCAGCGUUCACAUGGAAUUAAAUAUGAUCUCGUCAUGUGUGUUAUUCGUGAGACAUUGAUAUGAAACUGGCACUUCUUUUCCGAACUGUUGUUAUUGGGGACUGUGUGUGCCUGUGUGCACGCGUGUGUGUGUGCGUGCAUGUGUGUGUGUGCGUGUGUGCGCGAUUGUGUGUGUGUGUGUGCGCGCGUGUGUGUGUGUGUGCGCGAUUGUGUGUGAGCGAUUGUGCGUGCGUGAAGUUCUCUGAUCUCUGACGUCUGCUGUAAUGCUGAAGAACUCAUUCAACAGCCGUACUAUUUAAAAACUGUUUAUUAAAGCAUACGUCACUACACAACAAACACAAAUCUGACUUCUCAAGUUUGAUCAAAAUUACAGUACGAUGAUAUUUGUUGUUGUCUGUGUGUGUGUGUGUGUGUGUGUGUGUGUGUGUGCGUUGUUAUUGCUGGAUGUGUUUGUCAGGAAUGUGAAAUAAAUGACAUGAAGGAAGCGCACACGUUUGUUUGUCUUGAACAUGAAACACAGAUGACAGACGAUUGUGUGUUGGAUCCUCCAGACGUCUCAGUGGGAACACAGCUGAUGAUGUCUUGAUUCCCAUGAAGCCGUUCUUGUUGUGACGUGUAACGUGGGAAUGUUUGGAGUCAGCUCUCAUCGUUCAUUUCAGCAGAGCAUCUGAAGCUGUCACGCACACACGUGACUAGCAGGAACAUUGAUCACUGACCGUCAUCUCACAGAAUCAUUGAUUGUAGAUCGCAGAGAUGUUGAUUGGCUGGCUUCUCUGACAUCACAGUGUCACAAUAGCGAUAUGCUGUCUUUUUUUAACGUCCAGCGGUGUGUAAGCGCUUUACUCUGUGGAAGCCUCCCGAUCUGCAGUGCAUGCUGGGAAACAUCUUUGAUAUGACAUAAGGUGGCAGUGUGAAUCAAAGUUUGACCUUUGACCUUUAUGGAGACCCUGAGGAGGAAUGUAAACUCUAUUGUCGGCGACACACAUCUCUGAGGUAGCACACGUCGCUGUAGCGGUUUCUCGUGAGUCUUUGUGGCCUCAGAGAGACGGAAAAAACUUCAGGGUUCAGUGAAUUUCCUGUUGCUUUUUAAAGCACCUCAGUGGUUUCUCUCGCUGUGUGUGUGUAGGAA